AUGGCAUCCGUUCAGCAGCAACCCAAUGGCAACGGCACGGCAGUACGGCCCCCACAGUCAGAGCACGAGGGCUCCAAGGAAAACAUAUUCCUCUUUAUCCCAAACUUGAUCGGCUACUCGCGCGUUUUCCUCGCCUUGACAUCGCUCUAUUACAUGCCUCUGCACCCGCGCACAUGCACCCUCCUCUACAGCAUAUCCUGUCUUCUCGAUGCGCUCGAUGGCUACGCAGCCCGCAAGUACGAACAGAGCACCAAGUUUGGCGCCGUCUUGGACAUGGUCACGGACAGGUGCACAACAACCUGCCUGCUCGUCUUCCUGGCACAGGCUUUCCCCCGGUGGAGCAUCGUGUUCCAGCUGUUGAUUUCUCUCGACUUGGCCAGCCACUACAUGCACAUGUAUGCCACCUUGAGUAUGGGCGGCAGCUCUCGUAGCCACAAGAACGUCGACGAGAGCAGGAACUGGCUGCUGAAGCAGUACUACUCGAACAACAAAGUCCUCUUUACCCUCUGCGCCAUGAACGAAAUCUUCUUCAUCGCCCUUUACCUCCUGUCUUUCAGCUCCCCCUACCUCUCGCCCACUCUCUUCUCGGACCCGAAGAACCCUUCUUCCCUCAAGCCCGGCUCGCCCGCCGCCCCGGAACCGUCUCUGUUCUUUGCCAGUCCUUUCUCGGCUGCCGCCAUGGAGAUGGCGCGUGCCAACAAGAUGGACUCUACGGUUCCUUGGAUCUUCAUGGUGGUGUCGCUGCCAUUUAUGCUCAUUAAGCAAUGGAUCAAUGGAGUACAGAUGAAGACGGCGAGCCAGUGGCUUGCGGAGGGCGAUCGCGAGGCAAGGAGGCUGGCGGGCCUGCCCAGGAAAGGCAGCGCGAAGAAGAGCCAGUAA
Messenger RNA from Exserohilum turcica Et28A, 879 nucleotides. RefSeq lists its product as uncharacterized. The coding region runs from base 1 to 879 and encodes 292 amino acids. The transcript has 3 exons. Gene Ontology annotation, cellular component: membrane; Golgi apparatus. Gene Ontology annotation, biological process: phosphatidylinositol biosynthetic process. The record is from RefSeq and is a predicted model, not a curated record. NCBI's taxonomy places the organism in Eukaryota, Fungi, Ascomycota, Dothideomycetes, Pleosporales, Pleosporaceae. Gene Ontology annotation, molecular function: CDP-diacylglycerol-inositol 3-phosphatidyltransferase activity.